AAAUAUCUGCAGCCAUAUUUGAACAUAACAGCUCCAACCAGAAUCCUCCACGUACACACUCCCAACACUAAAUAAUCACCUGUCCCAAUUUUCACCAAAAAAUCCAUAUCUUCUCCACUUCACGAUUUCAUCUAAAAUCUGAAGGUUAAGAAAAGGAUACAGAACUUUGCCUUUGUUCUAUCAAAGGCGACAUUUUUCAUCCUCCAUGUAAACCCCAGAAUUUUAUUUUAUAAAAAAAUUACCUUUGACAAAGAAUUUUGGGAUUUAUUACUAUAUCGUCCGGCCGAUGAUGUUAAUUCCGAGCAUAAGGUAUUAUCUGUCGGAGCACCCAUCAAUCGUCGGGUUCCGGUGGAGUCACACCCAAUCGUGGGGGUCCACCUGGUCUUUCCUAUUUUCCUCAAUUGCCGCUUAUGUUGCCGUGUCGGUUUUUCUUCAUUUACUUCUUCUCCUGGUGUUCCGCCACCGCCGUCCACUCCCGCUCGGCCCCAUCCCCGCGGUACACUCCCUAAGCAUGGCUCUUAUCUCCGUUACAAUCUUCACUGGCAUCCUCCUCUCCACUGCCGCGGAGAUCCGUGACACACGGUGGUUCUGGCGUCGUUUACGGACGACACCUUUUCAAUGGCUUCUCUGUUUCCCUCUAGGCACACGCCCCUCCGGCCGCGUGUUCUUCUGGUCAUACAUCUAUUACCUCUCGCGGUUCCUCCACGCCGUACGAACAUACUUCACAAUUUUACGCCGGCGAAGACUGUCCUUCUUCAAGCUUUUCAACCACUCAAUUUUAAUCUUCAUGUCAUUUCUAUGGCUCGAAUUUUCUCAAUCAUUUCAAGUGGUUGCAAUUCUUCUCACCACUUUAGUAUACUCCGUCGUGUACGGGUACCGGUUCUGGACGGCGAUAGGGCUGCGGAGUGCGUGUUUUCCGUUCGUCGUAAACUGCCAGAUGGUGUUGUUGAGUUGCAAUCUACUGUGCCAUGUCGGUGUGCUAUUGCUGCAUUUCAUUAAAGGAGGAUGCAAUGGAAUCGGAGCAUGGGUUUUCAAUUCAGUGCUUAAUGGUGCCAUUCUCUUUCUCUUCUUGAAAUUCUAUGUGCAAAUGCAUCUGCAGAAAAGAAAGGCCGGUGCCUGUGCCUGUGCCGGUGGUGGUGAUCACCGCUUUGUGGCGGCGGAAGAGGAUGAACACUUGGAACUGGUCAAAGACAGGGAUAUUUGAUUACUCUUGUUUUUCUUUAGACUUUUGUAAAUUUUUCAGUAGUAGGAAAAAAAUAAUAAUAAUAAAUAAA
Molecule: messenger RNA, 1274 nt
Organism: Olea europaea var. sylvestris
Lineage: Eukaryota; Viridiplantae; Streptophyta; Magnoliopsida; Lamiales; Oleaceae
Product: elongation of fatty acids protein 3-like
Exons: 1
Coding region: 287-1204 (305 amino acids)
Biological process (GO): fatty acid elongation, monounsaturated fatty acid; very long-chain fatty acid biosynthetic process; fatty acid elongation, saturated fatty acid
Cellular component (GO): endoplasmic reticulum membrane
Molecular function (GO): fatty acid elongase activity
Source: RefSeq, a predicted model, not a curated record